This is a messenger RNA of Juglans regia (Persian walnut), 1092 nucleotides long. RefSeq names its product protein FAR1-RELATED SEQUENCE 9-like. NCBI's taxonomy places the organism in Eukaryota, Viridiplantae, Streptophyta, Magnoliopsida, Fagales, Juglandaceae. The record is from RefSeq and is a predicted model, not a curated record. Gene Ontology annotation, molecular function: zinc ion binding. The coding region runs from base 1 to 1092 and encodes 363 amino acids. The transcript is spliced from 4 exons.
AUGAAUGCCUUCUUUGAUGGUUAUGUCCAUGCCAAAACAAAUUUGAAAGAGUUUGUCGAUCAGUAUGAUAAUGCCUUGAAAAAGAAGAUUGAGAACGAAAAUUGCGCGGACUUCCAGUCAUUUAACGUCACAAUUCCCUGCAUCUCGAGAUCUCCUAUUGAAAAGAGAUAUCAACAGCUGUACACAAAUGCUAAAUUCAGGGAAGUUCAAAUACAACUUACCGGCAUUAUUGAUUUGGACCCAGUUUUACUUAAAGAGGACGGUACAAUGAAGACCUAUCUGGUAGAGGAUGAAGUUCAUCUCGAAGAGUUCACUAAGCUGGUUACACAUACAGUGGAUUUUAGUGAUGACGAUGCAUUCACCAAGUGUUCUUGUGGUUUAUUUGAAAUGAGGGGGAUAGUAUGCAGGCACAUCUUCGCCGUCUUCAAAUGUAACGGGAUUAGGACAAUACCAGAUAGGUACGUGCUGGAUCGAUGGAGGAAGGAUAUCAGAAGAAGAUACACGUUGAUCAACAGUAGAUAUGACGCAGGUGAUCAACGGGAAGAUGCUAAUAGAUAUUCAACUCUGUUGAAUAUCUGUUAUAAGAUGAUCACGUGUGCGGCGAGUUCGAAAAAGCAUACUGAGGAUGCAACGACUAAGUUGAAUGCGAUGAUUGCAGAGUAUGAAGCGAACCAAGAACCUCCAUCGAUGACUGAGAAGUGUGGAAAUGUUGAUGCCGCGACAAAGGACACAUCGACAUAUGGUAGUUCAACAAAAGUACUAAGUCCACUUGUUGUGCGAGGAAAAGGCAGACCCCCAUCUCUGAGGAGAGUAUCCAGGAUGGAGAAAGAACUGCGAAAAGUUAAGGAGAAGACGAAGAAAGCGCAGGGGAAGGGAAAACGCAAACAGCGAGAUGGGGAAGAUACACCAGUAGCGGGCACUUGCAGGAAGCUAUUUGGCCCUUCUGAUUUGGACGUCUCCAAUGUUGGACACCUGCAGGAUGCUAAUGUAGAAAGCAUACCAGCUGUUGAGUUUAGUCAAACCCAGCCUCGAGAAACAGUACUUCAAAGUCAAGAAAGCAAGACCCGGCUUGCAGAAUGGAAGCAAUUUUGA